Messenger RNA from Angiostrongylus costaricensis, 906 nucleotides. NCBI's taxonomy places the organism in Eukaryota, Metazoa, Nematoda, Chromadorea, Rhabditida, Metastrongylidae. The record is from the annotation of a GenBank genome assembly.
AUGAAUCCCGUUAUGACAGACGUUAUACAGGUUGGCAUGGUUGUAACACAUAAGGUGAACAGGUGGAAGGUGCUGAGGAAUAUUGCAUCGGGACCGUUUUCCGAUGUGUUCAUUAUCUCAGAUGAGGACACAUUACAGAAAUAUGCGAUGAAAUGCGAAAAACAAGAGGGUAACCUGAGACCGGUAUUAAAACUGGACGUAUUGGUAUUGAUGGCCGUCAGAGGACACACCGGAUUCCCAUUGUUUAUAGCAGCUGGCAGAACGAGUACUUAUAGGUGGGUAACAUCAGGACAUCACACUGGGAUCCGGCUUUCGAAAAACUCACUCUAUAGCGAAUGUGUGAUUGAAGAUAUUUACAGAUACUGUGUUAUGCAAUUAGUUGGUCCAGAUUUAGGAAAGCUUCGAAGAAGUUUUGCCGAUAAAAGAUUUUCUGUUCCCACCGCUCUCAGAGUACUACAGCAAACAUUAAGAAGGCUAGAGGUACUGCACGAUGCCGGCUGGCUUUGUCGGGAUGUUAAAGCACCAAACUUUGCAAUUGGCUUAGGAGAAGAAAGUAGUGUCAUAUACAUGCUGGAUUUUGGGUUCUCAAGAAAAUAUAAGGAUGAGAAUGGAGCGAUUAUACCGCCGCGUAGUGCAGCAGCACUUCUUGGCACAUUCCAGUACACCUCACUGGCCAGCCAUGCUCAUAAAGAUCAAGCACGCAAAGACGACUUGGAAAGUUGGUUCUACAUGGCGGCCGAGUUACUGAAAGGUCCUUUACCGUGGUCGAAAAUCAACGGUCAUAAAGAACAUCAAUUAAUAGCGGAGAAAAAACGGCGAAUUCGAGCCGAAGAUCGUGCCGAGUUCAUGGGAGGAAUGCCGGCGGAGUUCGACAAUAUACUUACGAUGAUCGACAACAUGGGGUGA